GCGCAGGCCCCGGGGGCGGGGGCGCGGCGGAUCCGCGGGGCUGGCGGGAUCGGGCUGGCGGGGCCGUGCGGCCCAGCAGAGCCCGGAGCGGAGAGCGGGACCCGGCCGGAGGCGGCUCAGCGCAGCGCUGGCUGCGUGCCCCCGCCUCCCCGGGUGGCAAUGGAUGGGUCGGGUCGGAAGGGGCCACGGGAGGGUCAUCCCGUCCAACCUCCCUGCUCCAGCAGGGAUAUCCUAGAGCACGUGGCGCAGGAUUGCGUCCAGACAGUUCUUGAAUAUCUCCGGUGAGGGAGACUUUACAGCCCCUUUGUGAAUCCGUUCAGUGUGCGGGCACCCGCACAGUAAAGAAGUUCUUCCUCAUGUUCAGGUGGAACUUCCUGUGCAUCAGUUUCUGCCCAUUCACUCUUGUCCUGUUGCACGGCACCGCCGAGAAGAGCCUGCAUCCAUCCUCUCUUAUGGUCUUAGGCGGUAUCCCCUCUCCUAGACACUUGGAGACUUGGAUGAUCUCCCCUCUCAGUGACCUCUAGUCUAUGUGGCACUGCCGUGUAGCUCUCAGCAGUGCAUCUGCAGGGAGAGGCAAGUUUAUUCGGUGUUUUUUAGGGGACCAGCGCUGCUUUAGAAUGCAGUGGCUCCUGUUAGUGCAAUAAAAUUCCUCUUUAGGUGACAGGGAAAGCGGAGUUUGUCCUUUUCUGUGUUUUCAAGCUUACUUAACUUUAAAUGAAAGUUGCAUGUGACUUGCAUUUGCUGCAGAGGGAGCUUUGAAAUAAUUUGAACAUGUAAAGUAGUGUCAUGUAUUUUUUAAUCUUUUUUUCCAGUUGUGAUUCUGUGCAUUCUGAAGGACUGAAACUAAAGUAGUAGAACAAGAGUAGUUCUCUUGCAUCAGGGAGAUAUGAGAGCUGAUAAACAAGACCUUUUCUUUGAAUGCUGUGACAUUUUAGAAAGCAGCAAACUUAAAGACAAGGCACUGUGGUACAGCCUGUUUCAAAAAAAAUGUGUAUGUGAAUGUUAGUGAAGUCUAAAACAGUCUUCUGUUACAAACCUGAGUUGUGUAAGAGCACAGCAGGACGACUAAAGCAAAAUUUAUUCAGCAUCUGAUGAAUUACAGUUAAUGUCAAAAGGGUGCACUAUUGCCAGACAAAAUGGAUGUUCACUUUCUUACUUUUUUUCUCCCCUAGUUGUUUUUUUUUGAGAGCCUUUAUAGAGUUGGAGGACCCUGAGCAGGUACAGGCUGACUGGAAGGAGCAUGUGGCUUUAUACCAUCAUGGCUGCUGUCUCCUCAAAGUGUGGGAUUCUCACAUUCACCCUUGAUUGUUCUGGAGAGGGAACCACCACUACCAGUUCCAGUGGCUUCCACUAAGCCCUGCCUGUGUAAGGAAGUGUCACUGGGAUGCAGCUGAGAGUAGUGCUCUGAGCAGUCCAGGUUGGCCAUGUUGCACUGUAGCAGGUGGGAGAGUAUUCUGUGCAUGUACUUCAGCAUCAGCAAAGCCUCAGUGAAAAGGAGGGUGAGCCAUGUCUUUCCAUUCUGGGCGAGGAUGUCCCCGUGGCCAGGGGGGACCAGGAGCAAGAACUUCAACACAGACCUACCGCCCUCAGAACCUCCGGCAGCUUCACCCACAGCAGCCCUCCGUACAGUACCAGUAUGAGCAGCAAACUGCCCCUCCAACAUCCUACUCCAGCCCUCCAACCACCGGUUACAUGCCUCCCAGGCCAGACUUUGUGCCCUAUCCUCCUCCAGUGCCCCCUUCCACACAAAAUCCCAUCAGCCAGUGUCCCAUGAGGCCACCAUUUCCAAACCACCAGAUGAGGCAGAGCUUCCCAGUGCCUCCAUGUUUCCCUCCCACUCCUCCACCGGUGCCAAAUCCUAGCAACACUCCCGUGCCAGGAACACCUGCCGGACAAAGCACCUUUCCUUACAUGAUGCCUCCCCCCACAGUACCACACCCUCCCCCUCCGCCAGUCAUGCCACAGCAAGUCAGCUACCAGCCCGUGUACUCAGCAGGGUACUCGCAGCAGUCCUUCCCGCCACCCAGCUUCAACAGCUACCAGCACAGCUCCGGCUCCUUCCCGAGCAGCACUGCCAGCAGCAGCGCCAGCGGCAGCCACUUCCGGCACACGGGGCAGUACCAGGGAGAGAAGUCCCAAAGUGACCGGCGCUCCCCGGACAGGAGCAAGCACUACGAUGAGCACCGGCACCGCGAGCACGGUCACAUUCACGGUGACAGGCAUCGCUCUGCUAACCACGGGGAUCGUCGGGAUCGCGGCCGCAGCCCGGAUAGGAGGAGGCAGGAAAGCAGUCGGCACCGGACAGAUUAUGACAGAGGAAGGAUAUCACCUCAUCACAGAAGUUAUGAGCGAAACAGGGAGCGGGAGAGGGAGAGGCAUCGGCACCGUGACAGCAGAAGAUCACCAUCGCCAGACAGAUCCUACAAAAAGGAUUACAAGAGAGCAGGAAGCCGGUCUCCAAGCAGAGAGAGAAAGAGAACCCGGUGGGAGGAGGACAGAGAAAGGUGGUCUGAGAACCAGAGCUCCAGUAAAGAGAAGAAUUAUACUGCUGUCAAAGACAAAGAAUCAGAAGAGAAUGCAUCUGAAAAAAAUGAAGAGGAAGAUGAGGAAUUACUUAAGCCAGUCUGGGUUCGCUGUACCCAUUCUGAAAGCUAUUAUUCCAAUGACCCUAUGGAUCAAGUGGGGGACUCUACUGUGGUAGGAACAAGCAAGCUCCGAGAUCUGUAUGAAAAGUUUGAUGAGGAGUUAGGAAAGCGGCAGGCAAAGGCCAAAGCAGCCAGGCCACCAUGGGAGCCACCAAAAACCAAGCUGGAUGAAGAUUUAGAGAGCUCCAGUGAGUCAGAGUGUGACUCCGAAGAUGACAGCAGCUGCUCCAGCAGUUCAGAUUCAGACGUUAUUGACGUCAUUGCAGAAAUUAAGCGAAAAAAAGCACACCCUGAUCGUCUCCAUGAAGAAUUGUGGUACAAUGAUCCAGGACAGAUGAAUGAUGGACCUUUGUGCAAGUGUAGUGCGAAAGCCCGGCGAACAGGAAUAAGACAUGGCAUUUAUCCUGGUGAAGAGCCCAUUAAACCAUGUCGCCCCAUGACCAACAAUGCUGGAAGACUAUACCACUACCGAAUUACUGUGUCACCUCCCACAAAUUUCUUAACAGACAGACCUACUGUUAUUGAGUAUGAUGACCAUGAAUAUAUCUUUGAAGGGUUCUCCAUGUUUGCACAUGCCCCACUAACAAACAUUCCUCUAUGCAAAGUAAUCAGGUUUAACAUUGACUAUACAAUUCAUUUCAUUGAGGAGAUGAUGCCUGAGAAUUUUUGUGUGAGAGGCCUUGAACUGUUCUCUUCAUAUCUAUUCAAAGAUAUUUUGGAGCUGUAUGACUGGAAUCUUAAAGGUCCUUCGCUUGAAAAUGAUUCUAUUUCCUGUCCCAGAUACCACUUCAUGCCGCGGUUUGUGAGAUUUCUCCCAGAUGGAGGGAAAGAAGUACUCUCAAUGCAUCAGAUUCUUCUCUACUUGUUACGAUGCAGUAAAGCUCUGGUGCCUGAAGAGGAGAUUGCCAACAUGCUUCAGUGGGAAGAACUGGAAUGGCAGAAAUAUGCAGAAGAAUGCAAAGGGAUGAUCGUUACCAGCCCUGGCAUGAAACCCAGCUCAGUUCGUAUUGAUCAACUAGACCGCGAACAAUUCAAUCCUGAUGUAAUUACGUUCCCUAUUAUUGUACACUUUGGGAUACGACCUGCUCAACUCAGUUAUGCUGGAGAUCCUCAAUACCAAAAGCUGUGGAAGAGUUAUGUGAAGCUGCGUCACCUACUGGCUAAUAGUCCCAAAGUCAAACAGGCUGAUAAACAGAAGUUAUCACAAAGAGAGGAAGCACUGCAGAAAAUUCGUCAGAAGAACACAAUGAGACGUGAAGUGACUGUGGAGUUGAGCAGCCAGGGAUUCUGGAAAACAGGGAUACGCUCUGACGUCUGCCAGCAUGCCAUGAUGCUUCCCGUCCUCACCCACCAUGUCCGCUAUCAUCAGUGUUUGAUGCACUUGGACAAAUUGAUAGGCUACACUUUCAGAGAUAGGUGCUUACUGCAGCUUGCCAUGACUCACCCAAGUCACCAUUUAAAUUUUGGGAUGAAUCCAGAUCAUGCCAGGAAUUCCUUAUCCAACUGUGGGAUUCGACAGCCCAAGUAUGGCGAUAGAAAAGUUCACCAUAUACACAUGAGAAAAAAAGGGAUAAACACCCUGAUAAAUAUUAUGUCCCGUUUGGGACAGGAUGAUCCAGCUCCUUCCAGGAUUAACCACAAUGAGCGUUUAGAAUUUCUGGGAGAUGCUGUGGUGGAGUUCUUAACAAGUGUCCACUUAUACUACCUGUUUCCCACUCUGGAGGAAGGAGGAUUAGCUACGUACCGCACUGCCAUUGUGCAGAACCAACACCUGGCCAUGCUGGCUAAGAAGCUGGAACUAGAACGAUUCAUGCUCUAUGCUCAUGGUCCAGACCUUUGUAGGGAGUCAGAUCUCCGCCAUGCCAUGGCCAACUGCUUUGAAGCCCUAAUAGGAGCUGUUUAUCUAGAGGGAAGCCUAGAAGAAGCAAAACAAUUAUUUGGACGUUUGCUCUUCAAUGAAAAGGACCUGCGGGAUGUAUGGCUUAAUUAUCCACUACACCCACUCCAACUGCAGGAAUCUAAUACUGACAGGCAACUCAUUGAGACCUCUCCAGUUCUUCAAAAGCUUACAGAGUUUGAGGAGGCAAUUGGAGUCAUCUUUACUCAUGUUCGGCUUCUGGCACGUGCAUUCACUCUGAGGACAGUAGGCUUUAACCAUCUGACUCUAGGCCACAACCAGAGGAUGGAAUUCCUGGGUGACUCCAUAAUGCAGUUGGUAGCCACAGAGUAUUUAUUCAUACAUUUCCCCGAUCAUCAUGAAGGGCACUUAACGCUGUUGAGAAGUUCUUUGGUGAAUAACAGAACACAGGCCAAGGUUGCAGAAGAGCUGGGCAUGCAAGAGUUUGCCAUCACUAACGACAAGACAAAAAGACCUGUAACUCUUCGAACUAAGACUUUGGCUGAUCUCUUGGAAUCCUUUAUUGCUGCCCUGUACAUUGAUAAAGAUUUGGAAUAUGUUCACACUUUCAUGAAUGUUUGCUUUUUUCCACGGCUAAAGGAGUUUAUUUUAAAUCAAGAUUGGAAUGAUCCUAAAUCUCAGCUUCAGCAGUGCUGCUUGACUCUCAGGACAGAAGGAAAAGAGCCGGACAUUCCUCUUUACAAGACCUUGCAGACAGUGGGACCUUCUCAUGCCAGGACGUACACAGUAGCUGUUUACUUCAAAGGGGAAAGAAUAGGAUGUGGUAAAGGUCCAAGUAUUCAGCAAGCAGAAAUGGGAGCUGCAAUGGACGCACUUGAAAAAUAUAACUUUCCCCAGAUGGCCCAUCAGAAACGGUUCAUUGAACGGAAGUACAGACAAGAGUUGAAAGAAUUGAGGUGGGAAAGAGAGCAUCAAGAGAGAGAGUCAGAGGAGACUGAAGAAGCAAGGAAAUAAAAGGAGGGCACAGAAGCAGUGGCAUAUUUACUUACUUAAUAACUCUGACUGUUGCCUAUGGAGACCUAACCUAGUUUCUUGCAGAUGAUGAAUGAAGAGUGCCUGUUGAUAUCAAAAAGAAAAUUGUAAUCUCUUCCUUUAAAAGUGUGUGCAAAUAUAUUAUUUCUUUAGUUUGGCUUUAAGUUUGGCUUUUUAAUAAGAUUUGGGUUUAAACCCUUUUAAUUUUUAUGAAAAGUUGUUGAUUAUUUUUAUUAUUUUUACUGUCUUGUAUGAAGUAAUAAAGUCUUAAUUCCAAAUGCUAAUAGGAGGAAAAGCUGUUUUAACAAUUGUCUCUUAUGUCUGAGUGCUGUGUUAUCAGUGACCAGCAAAGUUAUUGCAUGAACUGUGCUGUGGAGGAGGAAAGUAUUAUGAGAAACUGAUUCAGCUGAGCACUUAAGCAUGUACCUAACUUAAGUUUUGCAGCAGCUAAAUGUACUUAUUUCUUGAGUCUGCUAAACCAGAGCUUUAAAGUUUAGGCCCUUUUUACAGAAAAUGGUACAGAAAUUAAAAGGAGAUACUCAGUUUUGCUUUGAACACUGGAUAACACAUCUGAAAUGUGACACAGAUGUGUGUGGAAAUUUGAGGAAUUUUGUUUCUAAAUCACUGUUUUAAGACUUGAAGGAGAAGAUAAUUAUGAAACAAGAGAAUGGCAGUUUUUGUAGAGAAUGUACAUGUAGUUUACAUUAACAAGUUUAGUUUCUUCUUCAGCUUCUUGUUCUAUCAUGCUGGUGUCUGCUUUAAUGUAUUUCUUUGACAAGAAGAUGCCAGUGUUGCCAUUACUGUGAAAUGGUGUUUUAGAAACUCUGUAUGGGUGCUGUUACAGAGAGGUUCAUUGAAAAGAGUUUUUGUCAAAAGAAGGGCAGAAUUUGUUCCCAAAGUGUAGUUCAAAGGUGGCAUGCAGUUUUAAGUCACCAGUUUCCUUGGCUUUUUUGGUGUCUAUGGCAUCUGUUAGACGGAUGUUUCUUCUAUAAAAGCUCUGAACAGCACCAGAAAUGGAAAAUCCACUGUGUCUGUUGGCAUUUUUUCCUACUGGUUACCAGCAUUGUUCGUUCCUUUAAUUUUGCUGCUUCGAGCCAUUCAUUUCCAUUAAGCUGGCUCUCGGUUAAUACACCCCUUGGUAGGUAGUAUUUUUUAUCUGUCUUUUCUGAUGAGAGAAACAAAUUAUUUUCCCUUAUUUUCCUUAGCUGCGUGUUUUCUUCCUGAAAGAGAAAAGAUGCUUUUUGGCCAGUCCUUUAUGCAUUUUCUGAUGUCCCACAGUUGUAUGUGUUAAAGUAUGGGGCAACAUGGAUGCACAAGUCCUGCCCAAGGAAUUCAUAGCAACUCAUGGAAGGAAACUUCUGCUCAACAGCCACACUGCCCUGAGCAGCUUCUUCAGUGAUUGUCUGAAGCACCUCUCUGUAGGUGUGGGAUGGACAUUAGGAAAAUUCAUUCAGAAUCCACUUUAUUGCAGGUGCUAAAGCAGACACCAAAUGAAGGUGAAAAAUUCAGACUACACAAAUGUCUUCCCAAAGUUUCACUUCUGAGCUAAUCAAUAUGUGUAUUUUCAGAAGCAUACUUUUCUACACUUGCAAUGUGAGAUGCACUUAAUAAGGGGGGGGAGAUGGGGGUUACACUUGAGCCCACAAUGCUACCUCAUUUCUUCCAGCCUCUAUGAUUUGCCUUUUCCUAAUGGAUUGAUGCUUAAAAUCCAUUUCAGAGGAUGAUAGAAAAGAAAAAAACACAUUCUGUAAUUUAGAGAGUGAUAAUAAAUCAUUAAAACAUAACAGAGGGAAUAAAAACAAAGUAAAGGCAGGGAGCUGCUCUCUGCUGAGUGCUGCUGCCAUUUGACUUUUGAGAAGUGGUUGUAACUUCUUAUAGCUUCAGUCAGCAAAUAAAAAGCUGAAAUGCUUCUCAAGAGUAGGAAGCUUGAAGAGUACCAGCAAGUCCACUGUACACAAGUAUUUUGUAUUUCAAAUUCUUUGUAUAAUUGCUCAUCUGCUUCUAGCAGUAAGAUGAAAUGGUGCUGUGCUAGAGGGUCAAGUGUAAUUGUAUAAACCAUUAUUUUAUUUUUCCUCAACUGUGACCAGUUUUGUAUGUUUAACAAAUAGAAAAUUACUUCAUUUUCAGGUAUAUGAUUGCUUAGCAAAUUUCAACGUAUUUGACAUCAUCAAAGUACUCCAGUGGAAUUGUUAGUUCAUAGUUUAACAUCGCUUUCAUUGUUCCUAUAUGCAAUUUCACAUUUGAGCUGUAAGAGGAUUGUAGUCUUAUAAACAUUUUCAUUAAAAUAGAUUGAAUUUAUCUGAUAGGCUAUUUGGGGGCGGCGGGGAGGAACCCAGAACUGUUCUUUUUUUCUUACUUGACCCAGAAAUUGCUUGGAAAAAACCAAACUUUUAAAAUAAUUCCUACAUUCCAGUUACUGCAGUUAAUUAGUUUUAGGCUUUCCUUAAUAAAAUGUAGAUGAUAACUGUAUUUUUACAAGUGGGCUAUUUUCCCUUUUUUUGCUGCAUAAGCGUCAGCUAGGAAGAUUGCCUGAAGUAAUUUUGUUUUCCUUGUCUUCAGAACAAAAUACAAAAGGUAAAAAAAAUCCUGUUUCAUUUAUUCAAACCACAGUGUCUUUCUGUACAUGGGCUGUCUAAAAGCAGUGGUUGUGAAUGUUCCUGUUAAUUUCAGGAGUUGUGUAGAAUGUGAAAUGUGAGCACAGUCCUUUAUAACAGACACCAAGGAGAGAGGGGAAGCCUCUUCAAGUUGCCUUGGUAAAAAUUAUCGUUGCACUCAUGCUAAUCAGUGGAACAGCUGUAGCUUAUAGCUAGGCAGCUUGUGCUGCUCUUUUGUAGGUGUCUCUGGUUUACUGAUGAAGUCAGUCCUGGGCUUAGUUCAGAGCCUGAUCUGUUCUCUGAGCUGGAGGUUCUCUUGCAAGAUCCAUUGACUUGAGUUGGGUACAAGUAGAUGAACAGAGAACAAGACAGAUCUGUGUGACUCCAACACAUCCUGUGAAUAUUUUUUAUGUGAAUAUGUACAGAACAUUGAAUAGAACUGUAGCUGUUUUGAUUGGGGAUUUUAACUGAAUUUACAUGAAAUUCAUGAUGUUAUUUGUAGACCCUAAGUUUGCUUUGUAAGAUUUCAGUUUCUGGAGGAUUAUUUAACAGCAGUACUAAGAGACCUUGGUCUCUAAGAUUGUUGUAAACAUCGUUGCUAAUAAAGUUUCCCAGAAAAGACUUCAGGCAUAGUUGUUACUUGCUAAAACAAUUUGGAAAGAUCAAAAGGCAAAUCCUGAUCAUCUGUCUCCCUACUUCAAAGGCUCUGAUUAUAAGGGCUACAUAUUUAAAUGAAACAAGUGUUUCACUUCUAAAAAGUUUCUUUUUGGUGGAAGUUUGUAAAGCCCUGUAAGAGCUCAGGGAGUUGCUCAUCUGCAUUAUUUACCACUGCAUUGCCUUUGAUGAGGAUGGUAUUGCAACAGAAAUUUCUAUGACCUGGACGUCCACCCUGCUUCUCCUCCUUCCUACCCACUCCCACAUUUCAUAUUCACAUUCUUUCUGGGGCCCUAAGAUUAAACCGGCUGCAUGCUCCAGCUGUGCACAUUUCUCUAUCCAUGAGGGAGCAGGCUUACUUUAGCGGCCCUUUUCUUCACCUGCCUGCCACAGGUGACAAAGGGAGCACCAACUUGCACCCAGAGUCUUGCUAACUAAGUCUAUUUCCCU
This is a messenger RNA of Poecile atricapillus (Black-capped chickadee), 9233 nucleotides long. RefSeq names its product drosha ribonuclease III (gene DROSHA). The transcript is spliced from 33 exons. Gene Ontology annotation, cellular component: nucleus. The coding region runs from base 1507 to 5517 and encodes 1336 amino acids. NCBI's taxonomy places the organism in Eukaryota, Metazoa, Chordata, Aves, Passeriformes, Paridae. Gene Ontology annotation, biological process: regulation of gene expression; rRNA processing; pre-miRNA processing. The record is from RefSeq and is a predicted model, not a curated record. Gene Ontology annotation, molecular function: ribonuclease III activity; double-stranded RNA binding.